Molecule: messenger RNA, 434 nt
Organism: Pteropus alecto (black flying fox)
Lineage: Eukaryota; Metazoa; Chordata; Mammalia; Chiroptera; Pteropodidae
Product: adhesion G protein-coupled receptor E3-like
Exons: 2
Biological process (GO): adenylate cyclase-activating G protein-coupled receptor signaling pathway; cell surface receptor signaling pathway
Cellular component (GO): membrane
Molecular function (GO): G protein-coupled receptor activity
Source: RefSeq, a predicted model, not a curated record
GUGGAGGAUCCCGCCUUGGCUGUGUUCACUUACAUGGGGCUGAGCCUCUCUCUGCUGUGCCUCCUCCUGGCGGCCCUCACCUUCCUGCUGUGCAAAGCCAUCCAGAACACCAGCACCUCACUCCACCUGCAGCUCUCUCUCUGCCUCUUCCUGGCCCACCUGCUCUUCCUCAUGGCCAUCGACAGAACAGAGAUCAAGGUGCUGUGCGCCAUCAUCGCGGGGACUUUACACUACCUCUACCUGGCCUCCUUCACCUGGAUGCUGCUGGAGGGCCUGAACCUCUUCCUCACUGCCCGCAACCUGACCGUGGUCAACUACUCCAGCGUGAGCAGAUUCAUGAAGAAGUUCAUGUUCCCUGUGGGGUACGGAGUCCCAGCUGUGAUCGUGGCCAUUUCUGCAGCAGCCAGACCUCACCUUUAUGGCACAUCCACCCG